GUUAGUGCUGGAGCAACACUAUAGUGACAGCAGUGAUCGGGGCUGCAUAUCUAUGCGUCGGGUGGAGUAGAUCUCUCAAGUGAUAUGUUUGGAUACUAAAGGUGUCACAAGUCAUGGAGAAUGAAUUAUUAAAUCAUCCUCAUGUUAAUAACAUGGUAAAUGGACAUCAGGAUGCCACCUGUGAUUCUCUUAGCAUGAAGAAUGAUGCAGAAAUGCUGGAACAGAUAAAACAGCUUCUAAUGGAAAAUAAUAAUCUAAAAGAAACUAUGAAGCAAAUGAAUCAGGAGAUGAAAGAACGCCUUGAAGUGCUCCUGAAGAGACAUAAUCAGCAUUUGCUAGACUUGAAGAGUGAAAACGAGGUGUUAAGGAAGGAAUUACAAUGUUUAAAAGAAAGAAAUGCCACAUAUAAUCAAGGUAUGCCAGCUUGCACUACUUCUGAGGAAGCAAGUGAAAACAAACAGCUGAAGAAUCAGUUAAUGCGUAUACAGGCAGAGAAAGCUGACCUGCUUGGUCUUAUAUCUGAAUUACAGCUGAAACUCGGCAGCUUUUCUGAAGAUUCAUUUGUUGAAAUCAGAAUCUCUGAAAAGGAAUCUGGUGAAAAAGUAAAUGAAGAAAAGGCAAAUAAAACACCAUCAGACCAUAAUAUGUCAUAUAGGACAAAUUCUGUCAAAGAAGAAGGGAAUGGCACCGAACCAGAAGGGGCGGCAAUCAGUAGGCUCCUUCGUAGCCUGAGAGAGGAAACUCAGAAAGUGGAGAGACUUGAGAAGGAAUUAUUUAGUGCAAAUAAAAGGUUGGAUGAACUAGAAAAACAAACCUCUGAACUCUGUGACAAGGACGUGCAAACAGAUCAAAAACAGAGUCAGUCUGAAGUGAUAAUUUCCAGUGAAGUAAAUAUAUUAAAGGAGAAAGUGAAGUCACUGAAUAAAGAACUCCAGGAAACCAAUGAUAAAUUAAAGGAGGCCAAACAGUUAAAGAACAAUCUUCAAGAAAAGUGCAUAUUACUAGAUAAGAGACUUCAAGAAAACCAGAUUGAUUUGGAGGAAAAGCAAAGUCUUCGAUAUUGUAUAAAAAAAUUAGAACUUCAAGUGGAGAGUCAAGAGUCGGAAAUUAAACUAGAACGAAACAAAACAGAAGCUGAAAAAAAUCAAUUAGCCAUCUUGCAGGUUUCAUAUGAUAAACUGAACUCAGAACAUCAGCAACUAAGGAGAAGUGAGAGUGAAAAAGUUUCCAAAACCAUGUUCAAUGAGCUGCUUGAAAAGCUUGAUGCGUGUGAGAAGGCACUGGCAAAAAAACAAUUAGAAAUUGAUGAAAUGAGAGAAAUUGACACAAAACACAAGGAGGAUAAAGAAACUAUUGAACUUCUUCGUGCUCAGAUUGAAGUGUAUUGUGCAGAUUUCCACGCUGAAAAAUCUGCUAGAGAGAACAUUAAUCAAGAGAAGGAGCAGUUAGCAGAUCGCUAUGCGUAUAUGAUGCAACAAAAUGAAGAAAUGAUGGCCAGGCAUUCAAUAGAACAGCUCCAGAGGCGCCAUAGUUCCACAAGAUCAGUGGAUGCCAGUGAGAGUCCUUAUAUAGUGCCAAGAGGUGCAGACAACAUGGAGCAGCCAAGUAUUACUGUGCAUACAUGUCCAAAAUGUAACCUGACUGUUCCAGACAUGGAUACACUGCAGAUUCAUGUUAUGGACUGUAUCACCUAAGCCUCCAUUUGGGCCACUGAAUACAACAUAUCUUUCUUUGCCUUUUAGAAGUGUGAUAGAUAUAUAUAUAUAUAUUUUUUUUAAACUGACAUGUUUUUGUAGAUUUUCACUGCAUUUGAAAUGAUUCCUCCGCUACCUGCAGCACGUGAUAUAUAUUUUAUUACCAAGCACUUUACAAAACACACAUUUGUACUUAAAGUUUUGAUUUUUGUUUUCAACAUCAAGGUCUUAAAGAAAGUUCAGCUAAUAUGAUUUUCACUCUGCAGAUGUCUUAUUACACAAAAGCUAAACACACAACUAAAUACUGUAAAAUGACCAGUAAUGCCUAAUGUCAUUUGGUUCCAUACGCUGAAACUAUGCUUUUACUUUAACUUUUUACUGUUAAGUUUAAUAAAUACAUUUUCUUUACUUAA
Messenger RNA from Xenopus laevis (African clawed frog), 2107 nucleotides. It is a transcript of the gene optn.S, whose product is annotated as optineurin S homeolog. The record is from RefSeq and is marked provisional. Gene Ontology annotation, biological process: Golgi ribbon formation; protein localization to Golgi apparatus; regulation of canonical NF-kappaB signal transduction. Gene Ontology annotation, molecular function: K63-linked polyubiquitin modification-dependent protein binding. Gene Ontology annotation, cellular component: recycling endosome; cytoplasmic vesicle; perinuclear region of cytoplasm. Lineage: Eukaryota; Metazoa; Chordata; Amphibia; Anura; Pipidae.